This is a messenger RNA of Drosophila obscura, 871 nucleotides long. RefSeq names its product keratin-associated protein 19-2. Bases 389 to 790 code for a protein of 133 amino acids. Lineage: Eukaryota; Metazoa; Arthropoda; Insecta; Diptera; Drosophilidae. The record is from RefSeq and is a predicted model, not a curated record. The transcript has a single exon.
UCCGCUGUCCGGUGUCUACCGAACUACCAUUCGUUUGGCUUGGUCUUCCAGUGCGUGGCGCAUGGUGGUGCGUGCCCUGCAUGCUGAUCGUGACAAUUCGUCUCAUAUAUAUUCAGCAUAAUCCAUUGAGUCGCAACACUGACCAGUGCGAGCGUGGCCUGGCCCCUGAUCUUCCAGAGAUCCCGACUGUUUUUUAUGGGAAUACUGUACGAAAAAGAAACCAUUUAAAAGCGCUAGACCGCAAUGUGUCACCACCAUCUCCAUCGGCAUAAUCGCUCAUCAGAUCAGAUCCCAACUCCGUUGCGAGGGUAUAAAUAGAGGAGCACUGCGUAGAUCGUGGCCAGAACUAGAAGCGAUCCGGGUUAGAAGCGCACACAGAAAAACCAUCAUGAGAAUACGAGUCCGAGUUCCCCUGUUGAUGAUCCUCACGCUACUGAUCGCCAGCUGUGUGGACUGGAGCAGUGCCUUCUUCCUAAAGGGCUGGAAGAAGUCAAAAGGAUACGGAGGUGCUCAGAGCUAUGGAAGCUAUGGAAAUUAUGGGAACUAUGGAAACUAUGGAUAUGGUAGCUCAGGAUAUGGAAACUACGGCUAUGGGAACUAUGCUGGUGGCUAUGGCUAUCCAACGUAUCAGUCAUACGCAGGUUAUGGCGGUGGCAGACGCCCCAACUCUGGCCAACGCACAGGACGCACCUACUCGGAAAUUGCCCGAGUCCUGAAGCCCGAUGGCUACGUGGGUCUUGGGGGCAGUCGUUUCCUGCCUCGUACCCCAUUCUCAGUCCUCUGGGGUUGAUCAUUAUUUAGGUUUUAUUUUUUAAGCAAUAUUAUGUAUCAUCUGGAAAUAAACAGGGAGAGGAAGAGAGAGAAAGUUCCA